Molecule: messenger RNA, 6757 nt
Organism: Oncorhynchus gorbuscha (pink salmon)
Lineage: Eukaryota; Metazoa; Chordata; Actinopteri; Salmoniformes; Salmonidae
Product: protein canopy-1-like
Exons: 7
Coding region: 235-792 (185 amino acids)
Cellular component (GO): endoplasmic reticulum
Source: RefSeq, a predicted model, not a curated record
GUACAUUCAAGAGGCAGCGUUCAGUCAUUGGCUAUAAUGUGCUGAGUUUACACAAUACUAUUGGCUCACUCAGAUGUCAUUGUUGUUUCCUAGCUGAACGUGGCAACUCCUGGAACAAGCAUAAUCCACAACGUUGUCUCAGGGGUCUGAAGUCCGAAUUCACCGAUAUAGCCCACGGUCCUGAAAAGUUGUUCCCCAUUCUCACUCACCUGACCGUUGAAACAGGCAACAAACAUGGCAUCAUGGAUUAUACAAAUGGCCUUGAUGGCAAUGAGUAUCUUAAUCGAAACUACAGAAGGGAAAAAAGACAAGGUGCUGUAUUGUUCAGCAUGCAGGGCUAUUGUUGAUGAGCUCAAUUAUUCAAUCAGUCAGAUUGAUCCGAAGAAGACCAUCAAUGUGGGAGCCUUCAGACUCAAGCCUGAUGGGAGCCUGACUGAUAAAAAGGUCCCUCUUGCUAGAUCUGAGACCAACUUGAGUGAGCUUCUGGAUGGAGUUUGUGGUAGCAUGAGUGACUAUGCUCUUCAUGUGGACCCAGACACCAAGAAAAAGCAAUACAAAAGAUUUGCUCCAAGAAGUUCUGAUGCCGGGGAUUUUCCUGAUUUUAACAAUUUCAAGUUUGAUGGCCCAGAGGGAUCCAAUGCCCUACAAUUUGCGUGUGAAAGCAUUGUGGAGGAAUUUGAAGAUGAUAUCAUCUCUCUUUUUGCCAAAGAGACAGACCAUGUGGUCGACAAGUUAUGCAAUGAAGUAUCAGAUCACUGUAAAGGCACAAAAUUCCAGAGUGGCGAACUAUAGUUUUACAUGCGUCUCUGCUGCGGGUGAUUGGACCAGUUUAGAUAUAUAUAUUUCAAAUGAAGAAAUAAUGCUUGAAGGAUAUUGUGUCAAUCAAGUUGCAUUCUUUUAAAUAAAGUUUUCUAUUUUAAAUGGGGAUGCUCGUAUAAUGUCAGAUACACAGAAUUGUAUCAUGAGAUAGAAAGUCAGGUUUGUUUCUUUAGGUAAUCCUAGUAGGCCUAAUUUCUUUAAAAUGCAGGAGGAAGAAGUGGCACUCAAAAUAAUAACAUGGGUGUAAAAAAUGAAAAAGCUAAGUUUGAAUGUGCUGUACUCAGCUGUUAGAGACUGAGGAGGCCGCCAUGUGAAAAAAAGAUGGCGUGGCAACCUACAGACAAUGUCAAAGUGAGCUGGAUCAGCAAUUUUUGUCUAUUUAGCUAAACAGUUCUAGAAUUGUUUGUAAUGUUAUAGAAUUCCAACUCUCUUGAUUAUCCAGACCUGUUCUUGGUCCAGAAGUCCACCGUUGGAGAUGGUGGAUUUCUGCAUGGCAGAUUGCAUUUGAUUUGCACGAGGAAUUCUUAGAUGGAGGGAGUUGAUUCUUGAUUUUUAAAUGGGCAGUCACUUUACGUCCCGUCAUCUGCAACAAUUGAAUUCGUCGUGGUAUCAUUUUAAACCUUUGAGCUUUAAAAUCUGUGCGAGUAUGUCAAAUGUUAUAACAAUUUAUCCUAAAAAAUGUAUCCUCCCCCAAAAAAUACACCUGUUUUGCUUGAUCUUAUUUUUAGAUGUUUUGUAUUUUGUUAUUUGAACUUUACGUUUGAUGUUAUGACCAAUUCUUUAAAAGGAUAUAGAUCAGAAUAGACCUGGGAUGUUCUAUUUAUCGUUAUCACAUCAAUUUGGGCAAUUUAUCACAAUAUUAAUUUUUGUCCAUAUUGCCCAGCUUUAGAUCAGAACAUGUGAAAAAUGAAUCCAACGGGAUCUCCCUCUAUCAGUGAAUUUGCAAUGUUACCAAAUGUUUGCAGUGGGGGGAAAAACCUUCAUGAGAGCCUUAAUAGUUAUACAUUGGCCUGAUAUAACCACCUCCCUAUAACACAAAUUAGUCUAAGUGCCUAAAUCAAGUAAAUUAUCGUCCCAAUUGUGAUAACACUCAUAUCUCAGAGCACACCGGUUGUAAAUUCACCUACAGAUUGAACACUUUCUCCAGAGGAGAUGUCUUUGUGCUAUAUAUGCCAGGAAAAAGCUCAACUUCAUGGACAAUGUUCACUUUUCAUAUAAUGACCCUCACAGCUUCAUCAUAUAAUGACAAUUUGGGGGGGUUUAUGAUCUAAAUAUUUUAAUUUCAAGGGAAAUAAUUGAUCAUUUUGGUACAGUUUUACACAAAAUGUAUCUAUACUUUUUUGUGGAAAUAUUUGGGUCAGUUUUUGAAAAACAUGUCAGACCUUUGGCCAAAGAACAAAUGCAUGGGUCAAGCUUUCACUGGCUACAUGUGACAAAUGAAACCCUAUGAACCAGACUAGUUGAAUACAAACAAGAUACAAUAUAUAAUUUUCAUUACCAUCAGGAAUUACAGCAUUUCCCCCAUACUGCACUUCCAGUUCUUUCAAAACAAAAGUCUUCAACUUGUUGCAUUUUCCUUUACAUUGUGUGUUGGGAGUUUGUUCUGGUUUAAGAAAGUGUAAGCUUUUCUUUGUGUGUAUAGCGUCUCUGAGUGUCUAGGGCUUGAGCUUAACUUCAUGAUAGAUCAAGGGCUACCAAGGUGCAGUUGGCAAGGGGCUCAAAGUGGCAGGACAAACUGGACCACUAAAUGCUCAUUUUUUAUGCAUGUUAGUUCCUUUGCAGUAUGCUGAGUGGACUGUUGGAGGGGGUUUCUCAGAUGAAAUGCAACCCUCACACAGGUAAUGGGAACUAUAUGAUAAACUAUUUGUACAAUUUCACAAAUGUAAUUUCAAUGGUCCAGGAAGACCAUCUCAUUCAGAAAUGUUGUGAAAGUGAAUCUUUCCCUUUGUCUCUAUAAAGUUCAGUCACUGAGCUGCGGCAUUAACUUGUAUUCUAACAAGAUUAAAAUAUAUUUGUCCUGGAGAUUAGCAUACUUAAGUCCUCUUUUGCCUUUUUGGUAGUGGCAGUGUGCUUUGAUCUGUGUUGCGUGGCAAGAGCCUAGCUUGGGCCCGGCCAUCCGAGUGCCAAGUGUGAAAUUGGCCUGAUGUCAUCCCUAUUCUUCACCAUAUACAUCUUUCACCAGCUUAAUUAUAUUUCCGCCACAAAGCCCUAGCUCUUCAUUCCAUAUUCAAGUUUGACUUGGAAGCGUUUAAAAACUAUGGAUGAAUAACUCAGUGGGGGGAAGGGACAGGAUGGGUCUUUUGUUUGAGAGACACACGAGGCAUCCAAUACUUUUCUGAUAUGUAUGUUCUUUUUUAAUCAGACUGCCCUUUGCCUCUUCCAAUUGGAAGAGGUUACAUUUUAUGACACAGGAUAUGUGAACUUAUGAUAACUAACACGUAGGGCAAGCUAUUUAUUUAGUUGCCUUUGGGCAUUUGAAUGUGGACCUUUUUUAGGUCUUGUGACUAGUGGUGGCUGGAGUGGUCAAAUAAUUUUCAGGUCCAGGCAGGCAAUGAAAAUGUAUUAGAACUUACUAUCCAAACUUUAACUUUCACCAACAUGAAGAGUUCUCCAUGGACUUGUUGUGUACUUGAUGCACAGAUUUGUCCUGUUGAAGAAAAUAAAUAUAUUUCAAAAGAUUAUUCUCUAAUACUACUAACCACCUAGCAAUUGUAUGAAGUUGGCUUUAGCUAGCACAUAUAGGUUCCCAAUCUCCCUAAACAGAAGUCAACUUGUUGCAAUUUCCUAGAAAUUGUGUUUUGGGAGUUUAUUCUGGUUUAAGAAAGUGUCAGCUUUAUGUGUAUAGCUGUCUCUGGGUAUCUAGGGCUUGAGCUUAACUUCAUGACAGAUCAAGGGUUACCAAGGUGCUGUUGGCAAGGGGCUCAAAAUGGCUGGACAAACUGGACCACUAAAUGCUAAUUUCCUAUGCAUGUUAGUUCCUUUGCAGUAUGCUGAGUGGACUCCUGGAGGGGGUUUCUCAGAGGAAAUGCAACCCUCACACAGGUAAUAAGGACUAUGAUAAACUAUUUCUCAAAUGUAACUUCAAUGGUCCAGGAAGACUAUCUAAUUCAGAAAUGAUUUGACCACUUGUGUGUUGUUGAUGCUCAGUUGUGUUGUUGAUGCUCAGAUGCAGAGGUGUCAUGCCCAUAGGGGGCACGUGCUCCCUCAGAUUGGUCCUGUUGUAAUACUACUAGCCACCUAGCCGUUUUUUGAAGUUGGCUUUACCUAAGAUAUCUAGGUUCCCAAACUCAUGACUAGCUACCAAGAAGCCAUUUCAGGCUAUCAAUGCUGUUAGAAUAGCUAACUUGUUUCAUGGUACGUGCCCCAGCAUACUGCAAAGGAACUAUCUUAGCUGGCAUGACUCACAUUCCUUUCAAUAUUUUACCCACGUUAGUGCAGAGAAGCAUAUUUAAUUCUACAAAAAAAAUGUAACUACAAGUCAGGAGGAUACAGAAUAAUAUGCAGAAAAAUACACAAUUUUUGACAGAUCUUAAAUUUAGCCAGUUUGCUACAACAACAAAAUAAUCCUGCAGCGACAGGAAAUGUGGAUGAAAAUUAAUGGAGAUUCUUUUGUAAGGGUUGAUGUAUUUUUGUUAGGGCAAAACAAUUCGGACACUUUUAAAGUGGAAAUUACACACUUUAGAAGCCUUUUGAUACACUACAAAUGUGCAUUUACUGAUGUACAAGAAAAUUAUCAGCAUCAAAAUAGUCAUCAAACAUCUACAUCUGUAGACUUAAGCAUAAUGAUUAUGGCUCUAGAUUUCAGUAAAAAAAAUGUACUGCUAAAUUCUCAAAUUUUGGACUGGGGUGGGGAGGGGCUAGCGUAAUUUGUUCCCCAUCAUAUUUUUGAGGUGCUCAAUAGACAUCAUUCAUCACUGUUAUCGAGAGUUGAGGUACAAGCUUAUUGAGGAUGGAUUUUUUUUAGAACAUUUUGAUAUUUACAUAAUUUUAUGAGACUCCUUUUUAGGGACAUUUUGAAUUCUGAUGUGUAGAAGAAGUGAUGGGUUAAAGGAAAUGAGCCUCCUGCAGCUGUGACCGAAGGCUUUGACCUUCAUCGGGCUCCCGGCCACAGACUCCAUUGAGGAACCAACCAAGUUGCUCAGCUCAGCGUCUGAGAGGCACCAGCUUUUCUCAACCCAGAGAGCUCAUCAAGUCAGUGACCGUUGGGUGUUACUUCCACAUACAAGCUGGGAAAGAAUAGAAAUGCAGAUGAGGUUCUGGGGCAUUGAGGAGCAGGUCAAUACUGCGAAUGGUCCGCACAGAUAAUUCUCCCUUUUGUGUUUGGAUCAUUUUCUAUUCUUUUUUUUUUUUAAGCAUCAGGUAAUACUGAGACCGCAGAGUGUUGUAACCUGUAUUGGUGACUGAAGUUCAGUCAUAUUUGAUUGCGUUUGAAUUGCUUGGUUAUGUAUGGCAGUUUUGAAAUCAACAUGAGUAUAGUGUAUUAUGAUCAUAUUGAAAAGGUGUCAUUGUGAUCUGGAUUUGACCAACCUUACUUGGUUGAUGUAUGUUAGGGGAAAUUGAUCUUGUUGAUAAGAGACUCCGUUACAGGCAGAAACUGGGCAUGGGAUAGCUCUCAACAUUCUGGGUUAUUAACUUCUCUGUUUCCAAACGACACAGAAAAGUCUCAAUAUUCAUUUAAUGAGGAUAUGUAUCCUAUUGAACCUACUAGUUUGAAUGUUUCCAUAAGCUUUUAAUUCCCACUUUGUUAUCUGCUGUGGACAUGUCUGACCGAGCAAAUUAUUUCAAGGUAAAUGUUAUUUGUAGCAACUGAGUGAAGAUGCUGUCAUGGGAUUCCUACAACACUUUGAGAUCCUUAAAGAGUUUUGGCACAUUUUUAAGCUAUUUCUGGGAUACAGAAAUAAUGUGUACAACUGUACUACAUUUUGCUGUUGAGAUGCUGGGUCUUCAUGUUAGGCUCCUAAGCUCUAUUCAUGACUACUAAGUAUAGGUGGCUUGCAUUCAGCAUAGUGCACCGUUGACUUGAGAAAUGGAAAUCUGUAUUUUGACUUCGCUAUGACUUGUGGGGUGGUCACCCGACUACAAUUAGGUAUACUAUGGUGCAUAUCACUUAGGCUGUCUAUAACAGCAUGGUGCACCUUGGUGCAAGUUCAUGUGUAACUUUUUUUGUGGUCAACAUUUCGGUAGUAGUUUUCAUUUAGUAAAUACAUUUUAGACUGUUUGCCUGGUGAAACUAACAGUCAUAUUUUGCAUUGUCAUUGGGGACAAGAUACUUUCUCUAUAUACCAUACCAUGUUUGAAUUCUGUUCAUUUUUAACAUUUAAACUUUUUUUAAGGAACUUGAACUCUGCAAGUAGCCCUAUUACAGUAGGCCAUUACUAGCAUUUAAUGUCUAUGUAAACACCACUUUAAUUGCAGACUGUGAAAUAAAGUAUAACCAUAAGUUUGAUGCAUGAAAUCAUGUAUUCUUUCAAGGUUUAUUUAGCUGAGGACCACCUGCAAAUAGCCAAUUACACAAUGCUGUUUACUCUUUUAUGAGAAAACAAGUCCACAUAUGUCUAUUGAGAGCUAGCCCAUCCAACUAGCCCAACAGUGAACUCACAUCAUAGUAUAUUCCAAAAACUUACCAACUGCUUAUUAGAGGAAAAUAUUUUGAAGUUGCCCUAUUGCCCACAUUUUGUUCUGUACUGUUUAGCAGAAUGAAAUUUCCCUUGCUGUCUCAUUAACCUUCAAGACAGGCCAGUAAUUGUUAUGCUAAUUGAUAGUACAUUGUUUCAAAACACAUGUGACUUGGCCAUAUCACAUUUAUGCCUCAGAAAUUAUUCCCAGAGUGGAUGUUUCUGAAUUAACAGUAGGCUAUUAGUCAGCCUGUAUUUUUAGAGUACUGAUUAUGUUGUUUAUUGUUUAUAAGCACAAAAGAAAAUAAAGGAUUUUAAAUUGU